Messenger RNA from Cucumis melo (muskmelon), 1205 nucleotides. Its product is annotated as RING-H2 finger protein ATL3-like. Lineage: Eukaryota; Viridiplantae; Streptophyta; Magnoliopsida; Cucurbitales; Cucurbitaceae. The record is from RefSeq and is a predicted model, not a curated record. The transcript has a single exon. Bases 200 to 1051 code for a protein of 283 amino acids.
CACAAACUUUAGGCCUCACAAGUCAUGAGUAGGACUUACCAAAAACAAAAACAAAAAAAAAAGUUAGUUUUGAUUUUGAAGCUGUUGUUUUGUAACUCAUGAAUCCAUUCGCUCCGCUAUGUAAUAAUCAAUUUCAACCCAUUUUUGCAUUCUUCUUCUUCUUCCUCUUCCCUCAAUUUCAAUUCUCUCUACUCAGAUAAUGGAAGACGAGUACAAGCUGAGUCAACACUCCGGCGACUCCGUCACCAUCGAGCUACCUGGAAUGGUCAUUAUCACAGCCAUUUUAGUCUUCUUCUUAGUCCUUGUUUUUGUUCUUCUUCUCCAACUCUACGCCAAAUGGUUAUGGUCUCGCAUUGAAGAUCCCACCCCUCUUCCACUUGAAACUCGCCGCCGCCGCCGCCGCCGCCGAUUUGAGUUCUCCGCCGUACAUGACCCCAAUUCUGCAAGAGGGUUAGACCCCACUGUCCUCCGCUCACUCCCUGUUAUCAUAUUUCACCCCGAUGACUUCAAAGAUGGGCUCGAGUGUGCCGUUUGUCUCUCCGAUCUUGUUGAAGGUGAAAAGGCAAAGCUGCUUCAUGAUUGCUUCCAUGGCUUCCAUAGCGAUUGUAUCGAUAUGUGGUUUCAGUCUCAUUCCACUUGCCCUCUCUGUCGGAACCCCGUCACCACCGCCGUCGCAGACACCGCCGAGUUGCACGAUGAAGAUUCAACUUCUGGGUUGUCCUCAGAAUCUCCAACUUUCCCAACUAAUGUAUUGAUUUGGGGAAAUCAAGGGCAGGUCACCUCUGCCGGAGCUCUUCUUGAAGUGGAAGAGGGUCCUUCUCAAAACCAUUUUCCGGCGGCUUCUUCAUCGGCAUCAACCACUUACCCAGAUGCAGAAUUAGUGAUUGAUGUACAGAAUGAAGUUCAAUUUCCGCCAUUAACAACUAAUGAAGAUGGAAAGUUACCUGUUGUCACUAGGUUGAGGUCUUUGAAAAGACUUUUGAGUAGGCAAAGAAGAGUGAAUCCUUGUAAUUCAAAUUCAGCUAAUGCUGAAUCAGAACAACUUCCAUGAGAGGGUGAGAACAAAGUUAAAGCUUAUACAAAAUUUGUAUAAAUUUAUUUGUUUUUCAGUAACGAGAGGGAUAGUGUUGUUGAGAUCAUCUCUGAAAUCAAUGUUUCUCCAACCAACUCUUCCAUUUUGUUAGAAAUAUGGUUACUUUUCAGAA